Molecule: messenger RNA, 948 nt
Organism: Syzygium oleosum
Lineage: Eukaryota; Viridiplantae; Streptophyta; Magnoliopsida; Myrtales; Myrtaceae
Product: ribonuclease 3-like
Exons: 4
Coding region: 66-752 (228 amino acids)
Biological process (GO): RNA catabolic process
Cellular component (GO): extracellular region
Molecular function (GO): RNA binding; ribonuclease T2 activity
Source: RefSeq, a predicted model, not a curated record
ACAGACCUACCAUUUCACAAGCUCAAGAGCUCAAAUUCUUUUCACAGGAACUUGGAGAGAGAGAGAUGAAAGCCAAGUGUUCAUUUGCGAUCAUCAUAACAGUCUUGGCAACACAUUGUCUGUCUGUUCUUUGUGCUGUGGACGACUUCGAUUUUUUCUAUUUCGUUCAACAAUGGCCGGGAUCAUACUGCGAUACGAAGCGUAAGUGUUGCUACCCGAAAACAGGAAAGCCAGCGUCGGAUUUCAGCAUCCAUGGACUGUGGCCUAACUACAAGGAUGGCACUUACCCUUCUAACUGUAACCCUGAGAAUGCUUUCGAUAAAUCUGAGAUUUCUGAUCUGAUCGGCAGUUUGGAGAAGAACUGGCCAUCAUUGACAUGCCCGAGCAGCGACGACACCAAGUUCUGGACACACGAAUGGGACAAGCACGGGACUUGCUCCGAGUCCGAACUCGAUCAACACGAGUAUUUCGAAGCAGCCCUCAAGCUCAAACAGAAAGUGAACCUCCUCCAAAUCCUAGAAAAUGCCGGAAUCAAGCCAAACAACGAGUUUUAUAGCCUAGAGAGCGUGAAAGAAGCAAUCAAGGAGGCCGUUGGAUUUGAACCUGGAUUGGAAUGCAACGUGGAUUCAUCGGGCCACAGUCAGAUUUAUCAGAUGUUCGUUUGUGUGGACACUUCUGGUUCGGAGCUCAUCAAAUGUCCGGUUUUGCCCAGGAGCAGAUGUGCUUCCAAGGUCCAGUUUCCCUCAUUUUAAUCAGGGCAUUGAUGGACUGAUUUGUAGUCAAAGUUAAUAACUUGUCCAUCCAUUGGACUAACUUGUAUCCACCUUUCUUUCGGAAUAAACGCUUGAUCUAGUUUCGCACUGAAGCCGACCAGCUGUAAUUUAUGAAAAUGCUAACCUUUGGGAUCUUUUGAGAUGAAUUCGAUUUAUAUUUAAACUAUUCGAAAGA